Messenger RNA from Macaca mulatta (Rhesus monkey), 4985 nucleotides. The record is from RefSeq and is a predicted model, not a curated record. NCBI's taxonomy places the organism in Eukaryota, Metazoa, Chordata, Mammalia, Primates, Cercopithecidae.
UAAUCUUUAUUUUUUGUAGAGACGGAGUCUCACCACGUUGCCCAGGCCUCGGCCUCUUAAAGUGCUGGGAUUACAGGCAUGAGUGUGAAGUGUUAAACAGCGGCUCAGGGAGGCCAACCAGGGUCCAAGAAACCCCGUCCCUGCUGCCUCCACUGGUCCAGAGCUAGUACCCCCAGCCAGCAUGACACUCAUGUCCCAGACAUUGUGGGUCAACAGAAAUUCAGAUAGCUAAGAGAAUGGAAACGGACAAAGGAGGCACAGGAGGAUUCCGUGCCAGAGUCUGGAUUGGUCACCCCCGUUCAGGUUCUGCCUGAGGAAAGGAGAAUGGGGUCCGGGCACAGUCGGCUGGAUGGAGCAUCUGAAGACGGCUUGCACCAGAGCCCUCGUGGCUGAAGGAAGAAGCCAGGGGGUGAGUCAGCCCCAGGGCUUGAUGGAACAGACAGGAACUAGAUUAUCUAGUAAGGGAGAAGCAAGGCUGAGCAAGAGACAGCCCAGGCUCCCUGGCUGCCACUGCCUAAUCUGUCCCCCUUCACACAUCCCACACACACUGUUUAGACAGAGCAGCAGAGAAGAAACAGACAUCCUGGAUCCCGCGGGGAGCAGGCCGGGGCUGGGAACAGGAGGUCUGUUUAUUCCUGGCAGUCCCAUAUCAGAAGGGUCCCACACCCACUUCUGUCCAGGCCCCAGGCUGAACUCUCCCAGAGCCUGUGACUUCUGCCCUAUCAUAUCGCGUGGUUCUGAGGGCCGGCCCUGGAACCCUGCAUCCUCCCCACCCACCAGCUCCCUCGAGGAUGGAUUUGAGGCUGGAUGCUUUCGUCUUCCCACUUUUUGUCCCAACAGAAGUCCCUCCUCUUCAGGAUCCCUGACUGACUGUGCAGAGCUAGCAGAGCCACACUCCGCGGACCUCCAGCCCUUCAGGCCCAGCUCUCCUGGAAAGCACGGAAGUCCCUUUGCUCCAUUUACUUUUUCAGCCAGGAAGUGUUUCCUAAUGUCUCACCCCCAGCGCCAGCUUUCCUGCUGCAGUUUCCGCCUGUUCCCUCCCAUUUCAGGCCUUAAGGGAGUGUGGCUGGGCUUCUCUCCUCCCCCUCACUCCAAAGCCGCACUUGAUACAAGGUGGAAAUCGAGGCACCACUCCUCCUGGCUUCCGAGCCUUGAACUUGCCCUUCCCUCUCAGUCAGAUCUGUCUUAGAGGGGCCAGGUGCAGAGAAAAGCAAAAAUCCUAAUAAUGUUCCUAGCGAUCGCCUGCCUGUCACGGAGUGCUGAAGGACCAAGUGCUGAUCUGAGUCCUCAUCACACGGGACCUCAUUUAGUCUCACGAUAGGUGAGUACAACUAUGGGCCCCAUUUUACAGAUGAGGAAACUAAGGCAGGAGAAUUUUAGUCAUUUGCCCAAGUUCACCAGCUUUUAAAAGGAUCCAGACAGCUCUGAUUCCAGCGCCAGCUCAUGCCUCUUCAUUGUGGGGGAGGAAAGAGAGGGAGUCGUUUGUUGGAGCAAACCCCCACCCAUCAAGGGCCAAGCCACUGGCGUAUAUGCAGCCAUAUGUGUUAUGCUGUGAUAUGCCCCACCACGACCUUAGAGGUCGUUUUUCUUGUUCCCAUUUUAACACAGACAAAAACCGAGGCCCAGUAGUACCUUACCCAAGGUCACAUCCCCAGAGCCAUUUGUCCCUCAUAGUUCAGAACUUAGAAAGCAGUUGAGAAAAGUAUGGAAUGACCCCAGAUUCAGGAAGGCAAGUCUGGCCUUAUAAACUGAAAGGCCCAUCAGGCGAUGGGAUGGGGAAGUGAAGAUCCUCAGGCCCCAAACACCCGCCACUGCCGCCAUCACACACGGAAGUGUGGAGGGAGCCUGGUGUACUGUCAACUGACCGGCCAGUCCAGGGGCUUAAAUGUAAAUGCAUCAGCUGAGGCGGGAAGUUAGGAGGGGUAAGUCAAUCACUAUUAUUCAUUAACUGGAAUGCAUUUCUCAGAUUACUCCAAGCUGGAGUAGGGAAACUGCCACCUAGGUGGCAGGGCAGAGGGACACUGGGUGGGAGGGGGAGGCAGGCCUCCCAGUUGCUACGGUUCAGAAUAUGCCAGGUCCCACCUCCCAGAGGCGGGGCCGGGGCUGAGUCCCGCCAGCCUCGUUUCUCCAUCCCUCUGAGAACCCAGACGGGCAGAGCCUGGGUAGGAGAGCCUGGCCCCGCUGUCUCCACCGGGUGGAGACACCAUGCACUUGGUCCACUUGUGCUCUUCAGCCAGGACACCAGACAUGGUCCAAACCCCUGCAGGACUGGCUGUAGCAACUCCCUGACACUCAGGAAGGCCCAGGCUGGGCAGGCAAUACCUGCUCCCAACAGCCAUGUGAGUAGCUACUCCCCCAACCCCCAAACCCCAGAUCCUGGAGAGGCCACUGCACCCAGCCCAAGCCACCAGACCCCUGGGAGUGUGCAGGUGGUACAGCCUGCACCCUGCUGGGAAAUCACCCCUAGGGGCUGCUCCCUGCCUUUGUCACUGUUCUGGUGGAGGUGGGGUGGGGGGAAUCAUUCCAAUUAGGGCUGGGAGCUCCAGCUUAGGCCAGGUUUGGGGUAAUGAACCCUGAGUCUCGCGGGGCUUGAGAGAGUUGAUGGUGCUAGGGGGAAGGGAACAGAAACUGGAAGGCCUCGAGAGAGGAAAAGGCAUCCUGGGUGGAGGGCACUGGAGGAGACUGAGGAAGAGAAAACACGCUUAGGGGAGGGGAAAGGGGGCACAAGGCCUUGGAGGCCCGGGUUCGGGGUGCUGGGGGAACCUGGGAAGGAAGGGGAGCAUCUUCCUUCCUCUCAGCUCAGGGUGGCCAUGGGGCCCUGAUCCCCUGUCCUGGAGGAGGGGAGAGGUAUGAAUCCUUUCCUUAUUGACUUGGAUCCUAGCAACAGCAGCUGCUCCCCUGUUGACAGAAGCAGGAGUUCCCACAGGACCCAGGACCCCUCCCCCGUCCCCAGGAUGUGGCAGCAGAGCCAUGACACUGGAGGACUGAGACCAGGGAAUGACGGGAAGGACAGGGACAGAUGAGAGCCACAGAGAAGCCAGGCUUUGCCCACUGACUCCUCUUCCCUCUCCUCUGGGCUCAGCCUCAGGCCUGGGGGUGUUGGGGAGUCCCUGUCCUUGCUGCUGGCAUCUCCAUGUUCACUGCCACAGGUCCCCUCCUGCUGCUUCUCUCCUCCCUCCAGCUCCCAGGAAGGACCCUGUUGCUAGUGUGGAGCAAAGACGAGUCAAGUUUAUGGGCUGGAAGUCCUACCCGGAGGCUGCUCACUGAGCUGUGAUGGCUACAAGGACAGAUAGGGGGAAGGGCACAGGGUGCCCGAGACCUGGCCCACUGGAGCCUGUCACCUAAUGGCCAGCCGGAAGACCACUACACACCAGCCAGCCCUGGUCCAUUCUUUUGGCUCAUUUAGGGGCCUCCCCGGUGGAGGCAGGGAUACACAAAAUGCUUUGGGGCUGGAUGGACCCGCCUUUCAGUCUAAACAAGAGACCUAAACACAGCUGCCCAGAAAAGGCAGAUACCAGAAAUGGAUAAAGCUGGCUGGGUGGGGACUGUCGGAAGGGCAGCCAGCGGUGAGCUCCGGCUGGUUGCUACCAUAUAGGACAUAUGUGUUGCCAGACCUGAUUUUUCAAUAGAAACCAAAGAUAGUUUUUUAUAUGUUUAAUUGGCAAUUAAUUGAAAAAUUCCGUGUAUCAGCGAACAUAAUACAGCCCACAGCCUGCGGGUCUGUGCCCCUGGACUAACAUGCCGCCCUGCCAGGAGGACACGACCUGCAGCCCCAUCCUAACUCUGGCCACCCCAUCCUGCAGGCAUGCCGGCUGCCACUCCAGGACUCCCCCGUCCUCAGGACCGAGAUGACGCCCAACAGCACUGGCGAGGUGCCCAGCCCCAUUCCCAAGGGGGUUCUGGGGCUCUCCCUGGCCCUGGCAAGCCUCAUCGUCACAGCGAACCUGCUGCUAGCCCUGGGCAUUGCCUGGGACCGCCACCUGCGCAGCCCGCCUGCUGGCUGCUUCUUCCUGAGCCUGCUGCUGGCUGGGCUGCUCACGGGUCUGGCAUUGCCCACGUUGCCAGGGCUGUGGAACCAGAGUCGCUGGGGUUACUGGUCCUGCCUCCUCCUCUACUUGGCUCCCAACUUCUCCUUCCUCUCCCUGCUCGCCAACCUCCUGCUGGUGCAUGGGGAGCGCUACAUAGCAGUCCUGAGGCCACUCCAGCCCCCUGGGAGCACUCGGCUGGCCCUGCUCCUCACCUGGGCUGGCCCCCUGCUCUUUGCCAGUCUGCCCGCUCUGGGGUGGAACCACUGGACCCCUGGUGCCAACUGCAGCUCCCAGGCUAUCUUCCCAGCCCCCUACCUCUACCUCGAAGUCUAUGGGCUUCUGCUGCCCGCUGUGGGUGCUGCUGCCCUCCUCUCUGUCCGCGUGCUGGUCACUGCCCACCGCCAGCUGCAGGACAUCCGCCGGUUGGAGCGGGCAGUGUGCCGCAAUGAGCCCUCGGCCCUGGCCCAGGCCCUUACCUGGAGGCAGGCAAGGGCGCAGGCUGGAGCCAUGCUGCUCUUCGGGCUGUGCUGGGGACCCUACGUGGCCACACUGCUCCUCUCAGUCCUGGCCUAUGAGCAGCGCCCACCCCUGGGGCCUGGGACUCUGUUGUCCCUCAUCUCCCUGGGAAGUGCCAGUGCAGCGGCAGUGCCCGUGGCCAUGGGGCUGGGCGAUCGGCGCUACACAGCCCCCUGGAGGGCAGCCGCCCAAAGAUGCCUGCAGGGGCUGCGGGGAAGAGCCUCCCGGGACAGUCCCGGCCCCAGCACUGCCUACCACCCAAGCAGCCAAAGCAGCGUCGACCUGGACUUGAACUAAAGGAAGGGCCUCUGCUGACUCCUACCAGAGCAUCCAUCCAGCUCAGCCACCCAGCCUGUCUCCACUGGGCCCCACUUCUCUGGAUCAGAGACCCUGCCUCUAUUUGACCCCACACUGACUGAAUAAAACUCCUCUGGCUGUUUA